Messenger RNA from Prunus persica (peach), 1328 nucleotides. Its product is annotated as nuclear transcription factor Y subunit C-3. Lineage: Eukaryota; Viridiplantae; Streptophyta; Magnoliopsida; Rosales; Rosaceae. The coding region runs from base 238 to 1026 and encodes 262 amino acids. The record is from RefSeq and is a predicted model, not a curated record. Gene Ontology annotation, biological process: regulation of DNA-templated transcription. The transcript is spliced from 2 exons. Gene Ontology annotation, molecular function: DNA binding; protein heterodimerization activity; DNA-binding transcription activator activity, RNA polymerase II-specific. Gene Ontology annotation, cellular component: nucleus.
AUACAUAGAAAAGAAAAAGAAAGGUUGCAAACCCAAAAAUCUAGAUCUUUCUCUGUACGAAAAAUUUCCAAGAAGAGAAAAAAAUAGAAAAGUUUCAGACCCAAUAGUUUUUUGUUCUCAUUGCCCAGAUGGAUAUUUCUGUGGCUCUGUUUCUGAAAGAAUUUUCCUUCUUUUUCAGGUACUCAAUUAAUCUUGCGUAGCAGAGCACCACCUGUUUGAGAAAAGGGCCAAGUUGCUAUGGAUCCACAAGGGCAUAACCAACCCCAAUCUAUGGGGAUGGUAGGCAGUGGAGCUCAAUUGACAUAUGGUACUAACCCAUAUCAGCAUAAUCAAAUGGUUGGGAGCCCAAAUCCGGGGUCAGUUGCCGGAACAGUGGGAGCUAUUCAAUCAACUAGUCAAUCUGCUGGAGCUCAGCUUGCACAACACCAACUUGCUUAUCAGCAUAUCCACCACCAGCAACAGCAACAACUUCAGCAACAGCUGCAAUCUUUUUGGGCGAAUCAGUAUCAAGAAAUUGACAAGGUAACUGAUUUCAAGAACCAUAGCCUUCCCUUAGCAAGGAUCAAGAAGAUUAUGAAGGCUGAUGAGGAUGUGAGAAUGAUAUCAGCUGAGGCACCUGUAAUAUUUGCCAGGGCAUGUGAAAUGUUCAUAUUGGAACUGACAUUGCGGUCUUGGAAUCAUACGGAAGAGAAUAAGCGGAGGACACUUCAGAAGAAUGACAUUGCAGCUGCAAUCACAAGGACUGAUAUCUUUGAUUUCUUGGUAGACAUUGUGCCAAGAGAGGAUCUGAAAGAUGAGGUCCUUGCAUCAAUUCCAAGGGGAACAGUUUCUGUAGGAGGGCCGGGUGAUGCACUUCCAUACUGCUACAUGCCGCCUCAGCAUGCGCCUCAGGUUGGGGCUCCUGGGAUGAUUAUGGGUAAGCCUAUGAUGGACCCAUCUAUGUAUGCUCAACAGUCUCACCCUUACAUGGGUCAGCCAAUGUGGCAGCAGGCACCGGAGCAGCAGCAGUCACCAUCAGAUCAUUAGCGGGUGCAGCAUGGAAGUGAAGAAGGUGUAAGUUACUUUGUUUUUGUUCUCCAGGCUUGUGACUGAAAGCUGAGAAAGCAAAGUGGUGAUUUGAAUGUGUUGAAGAAAACUUUGGUUUUUGUAAUUAUAAUGCAAUUUCUUACCUUUUGUGCUUAACAUCUAGCAUCUUUCGUCUCGUAGACUCUUCGCUAUAAAACCAUAUGGUUGGUGAUGAUGCAGGUUGUGAACUGAUUUUUGUUAACUCUCUUUUAUAGUAAAAGAAUGGUUAUGAUUAAUAUACAUGUGGCUCUCACUGUUUUAGC